UCAUAGGAAACAGUUAUGUCUGGUCAACGGUUUUCUGUGACUUUCAGCUCUGUGUUUCAGCUGCCUCUCCCCUUCACCUCUGAUCCAACGUUUCUUCAAACUCAAACAUUUCGUCUUCUCCUUCACAAUUCCACCUCCAACAACCGAUAGCCCCUUCAACUGUCUUAUAGCGUAUUUAGAAAGUCCUUCAGAAUUCGGGAAUUACAUUCGCUCUAUGGAAGCUUUAAUUGUUAGAUUCUGAAAAUCACACCAAAACCCCAAAAAAUUCCAUCGUUUAUAUCAUCAAUGUCAGGGGGUGGAGACAGUGAGGGCUACCGGUACUGGCUCCGAUGGCAAGUUCCUGUUUGUGCUCUGAUCCUCAUUGUCUCUGUCAUAACAUCUUCACUGCACAUUGUAAAGGUCAAAGCACAGCCCUUUUACCACAAUCACUUGUGGAUUCCCUGUUGGAGAAAUCUCACUCCUCUGUGGCUUCUCUUCUACAGAGCUUUCGCAUUCCUUUGCUUGGCUCGAAUUCAUUUUGAUAUCAUUGCCUUGGAUGGACCCUUUUCUUUCUAUUUUUAUACUCAGUGGACUUUCACAUUAGUUACGGUAUACUUUGCUUUGGGGACAAUAAUAUCUGCACAUGGAUGUUGGCAGUACAUAAACAAACCUCCGCUUGAAAAUGAGGAAAUGGACUUGUUUCUGAAAAGGGACUUGGAAGAGAGUAUUCCUACAAACCCUAUUGCCUACAAAGAGAAAGAAAUGAAGGAUUCCAUCAUGUUGCAGAGCCAAUAUGUUGAAGAGGAGUUUAAACAAAGAGUAGGAUUCUGGGGAUACGUUAUGCAGAUCACCUAUCAGACAAGUGCAGGAGCUGUCAUCCUAACAGAUAUUGUAUUUUGGUGUGUUAUUGUCCCAUUCUUAUCAAUUUCUCAUUUCAAGCUAAACAUGUUAAUGGGUGCCAUGCAUAGCCUGAAUGCAAUUUUCCUUCUUUUGGAUACAGCAUUGAAUAAUCUUCCCUUUCCUUGGUUUAGAGUCGCAUAUUUUGUGCUCUGGAGCUGUGGGUACAUAAUUUUCCAAUGGAUCAUCCACGCCUGUGGUUUUACGUGGUGGCCAUACCCAUUUCUUGAGCUUGAUACCCCAUGGGCUCCCAUUUGGUAUUUGUGCUUGGCGGUAGUUCACAUACCCUGCUAUGGCUUGUAUUCACUGAUAGUCAAAGCAAAAUAUAUGAUUCUUCUCAGAUUCUUCCCUCGCGCAUUUUUCAGGAUAUAGUACUUUGGUUGUCAUAUAUAAUUGCUGAAAACUAGGAGGGGCUUGUUAACAUGUCUCGAUAAACAAAAAUUGGGUUUACACUUUACACAGGAUUUUUCCCUUCAAGCGUUAUUCUUGCAAAUGCUUCAAAUUGGAUUAGUACUACAGAUUUUUUUUUUUCUUAAAUGAUUUGUAUACUCUAGGAAAUUUCAUAUCAAUUCGUGUGUAGUUUAAGAAUGAAAAAAGAGGUCAUUUUCA
Messenger RNA from Vigna unguiculata (cowpea), 1485 nucleotides. RefSeq lists its product as uncharacterized. Gene Ontology annotation, cellular component: membrane. The record is from RefSeq and is a predicted model, not a curated record. Lineage: Eukaryota; Viridiplantae; Streptophyta; Magnoliopsida; Fabales; Fabaceae.